AACAGGUAUGUCAAGUUGAGAAAAAAAAAUGAGAAGGCACCAAGGAAAAAUUGUUCCAAGGGUUGCUGUCAAGGUCGAAAUGAAGAGGGCAAACAGUGGCUACUGGACAGCACAUUGGGCCGGGGACAGUGGCCACUCCAUUUUUCAAGUGACCAAAAGGCUUGAGCAAUAUGUUGCCAACCUCAAUGAGAGAUCAUGCUCAUGCAGGUACUUUGACCUAACUGGCAUACCAUGUUGUCAUGCCAUGUCUGCAAUAGGGUAUGUCCAACUUGAUCCUGAGGACUUUGUGAAUGAAUGCUACACCAAAGAAGCCUACAUGAGAGCAUACGAAUUUUCUGUCAUGCCUACAAAUGGUGCAACACUUUGGCCUAGGGUAAAUGGUGAUCCAAUUCUUCUUCCCAAGUAUACCAAUGCACCAGGUAGGCCAAGAAAGAGAAAAAGAAGAGAGUUUGAUGAACCAAGAACAACCAACUUAUUGAGAAGAAGAUAUCCAUUAGUCAAGUGCUCCAAAUGUGGGGUUGAGGGGCAUAACAAGAGGACUUGUAAUGGACCAAACAGGAGGGAGGUGAUAAAUCCAACUCCACAGACAAGGUCAUCAGUGGCUUCCAUUAGAAGAUGAUGAUCUUUAUCAAGAAUCCAAAGAAAUGUUAAUACAAAUGAGGCAGCGCCAAGUACAAGCAACAUUGGGAGGAGCAAGAUAAGGGUGAGGAGGUCUGUUUCAAAACACACAUUGCAUGCUACCGCUUCAAAAUCUAGAUACUCAUCCAUUGUGAAUGCCAGUCAAGAAUCAAAUGCAAAAGCACCCAAUUAAGAUUGGAGUUGGAACUGAACUUAUGUGGAAGGCAUUUUGGUAUAUUUGUUUAUGCUUUGCUAUUUGAGCACAUAUUUUGAUAUGUUUAGUUUGAAUUUGGGCAUCCAAUGACUUUGAAAUAAUAGCUUUUUGAGGAAUGAAUAUCAUUCCUGGUUAUGUUA
This is a messenger RNA of Tripterygium wilfordii, 972 nucleotides long. RefSeq lists its product as uncharacterized. Gene Ontology annotation, molecular function: zinc ion binding; nucleic acid binding. The record is from RefSeq and is a predicted model, not a curated record. The transcript has 2 exons. NCBI's taxonomy places the organism in Eukaryota, Viridiplantae, Streptophyta, Magnoliopsida, Celastrales, Celastraceae. Bases 29 to 619 code for a protein of 196 amino acids.